Effrenium voratum is the source of this 1547-nucleotide messenger RNA. The record is from the annotation of a GenBank genome assembly. Lineage: Eukaryota; Dinophyceae; Suessiales; Symbiodiniaceae.
UGAAUCUCCCAGCCCUCUCGCAUGGAGCCGGUGCUGGAAUGGCGGCAGGGCGGCCUGGCAGUGUGCUCCAAGCCAGCGGCUAUGUCGCCGGAGAAGCUGCUGGCCUGGGCCUCCACCCUCGGGGCCGGAUGGGAGCUGCGCAGUUGCUGCAGCUCCAGUGGCGGGUUGGCACUGCUGGCCGAUAAGGCCGUGCCGACUCCAAAGGUGCGUGGCACCUACGCUUUGCUGGUGGUGCCGCAGGAGACCAAAGAGGAUCCCUUCGGCUUCAUGAAGGAUGCAUUGGAGUUCUUUGGGGGGCCCGAAGAGGAGGCCCGCGUGGUGGAGGAGAUCAUGUCAGGCCACUUCGGGGCCUUGGCCUUGGUGGAGCUCGAUGCGGCGGUGGGCUCUGGUGGCAAACUGCCCAAAGAGGCCGUGCUGGCCAUGCAGGAGGCGGGGCUGGCGGUGCUGCGCCUUCCCGGGCGCGGGAAAGCGGAGGCGAAGCGGAGCUCAAAGCCUUCGGAGCCUUCGGAGGACGUGCUGCCAGGCACCUGCGUGCAGCUGGUUUCGUUGCAGGGCGCGGGGGUCCCGCGCUGUCAGCGCCCGAUCAGCGCCAAGUGGCGAAGCUUCCUGGAGGCCGAGCAGAAGCUGGCGGCGCAGCGUCGCCGGCCUGAGGAGGCGUCCUUCUGCGGGCUGAAGCUCCUGGUGCCCUCGGAGCAGCUGCGCCCGCGCAACGCCUCCGUGGCGCUGGUGCAGGCCGCCGUGGAGCUUCUGAAAAGCGGCGGCCGCGUGCUGGACCUCGGCUGCGGCUGCGGGGCGCUGCUGCUCGCCAUCCGUCAAGGAACCGAAGGCUCGGUGUCCGGCACUGGGCUGGACCUGGAUGAAGAGGCGGUCACCUGCUGCCGCGCCAACGCCGCGCGCCUGGGCCUCCAGGUCAACACGGUUCUUGCCGACUUUGCGCAGCUGGAUUCGCCGGAGGUCCGUCCGCAGCUUGAGGCGGAGGGAUACGAUGUCAUCGUCUGCAACCCUCCCUACCGCUCUACGGCACAGCAGGAGGCGUACGAUGCCUCGGUGGGCAGCUUCGGGGGGUACGCGGAGCACAGCAAGACUUUGGUGGCCGGCGAGACGGGCCUUGAGAUGUACCAGGCCAUCUCUUCUUGUCUCGCGCGCGACCUAAUGGCGGCGCAGAAGCGUCUCCUGGCGCCGCCCAAGCCUGUACUCAGCCUGGCAGGCUCGCUGAUCUUUCAGGUGGAGGCUGGCAGCCACGGCAGGCGCGGCGGCAUGGCAGGGAAGGUGGCGGCGGCGGUGCAGGCUGCGUCCCAGGGCAUGCUGUCCUUUCAGCGCAUCAUCGAAGAUGAGAACAAGAUGGAGCGUGGUAUCCUCCUGAAGUGGUCCUUCACCUGAGAGCGCUGACGUCCAACGUUGCCCUUUGGCCACGCGAACGCGUGACGAUUUCCUCGCUGUGGGUCCUGACUGCAAGGCUUGGCGCGCGGCGAGACGUCAGCGCUAAAAGGCCCGAACGAGCAGGCGGAUGGAGCUGUGCAAGGACUUGGAUGUGCGGCGCGCGGAGC